AUGUUGGUUGAUCCGCGUGAUGUGGAGCAAGAGCUGUACAAGAUUGAAUAUAUCGAGGGUACAAAUGAAGCAGUCCUGUACAAGCCCGCUUUUCCUGCUCCAAUCCGCAAGGACGCUACUGAAUAUGAUCCUCGUCAACCAAACGAUCAAGUGAAGACAGGCCACAAGGUUGCUCGGAGCUCGUACGAGCGAUUGGCCCCUGAAGAGCGCUAUCGCAAGGUUAUUCUACGCUGGGACGAUGAUGUCAAGCUAACAGAAUCCCCUUCGGCGUGA
Seminavis robusta is the source of this 273-nucleotide messenger RNA. NCBI's taxonomy places the organism in Eukaryota, Bacillariophyta, Bacillariophyceae, Naviculales, Naviculaceae. The record is from the annotation of a GenBank genome assembly.